Molecule: messenger RNA, 6513 nt
Organism: Patella vulgata (common limpet)
Lineage: Eukaryota; Metazoa; Mollusca; Gastropoda; Patellidae
Product: G-protein coupled receptor dmsr-1
Exons: 2
Coding region: 2042-3232 (396 amino acids)
Biological process (GO): G protein-coupled receptor signaling pathway
Cellular component (GO): membrane
Molecular function (GO): G protein-coupled peptide receptor activity
Source: RefSeq, a predicted model, not a curated record
AUCAGCUUGUGAAGACAAGAGAAAAAAAGCAAGACCUCUAUCAAUAUCCUGCUUUAAUCCAUAAUUCUAUUGUAAAAGUGACUCGGAUUUGUGCGGAAAACAUCCAGGAAAUAAAUUAUAGUAUGUGAAAGCGGAGAAAAUACCAUCCCUUUUUAUGGAAAACUUUUGAAUUCUUGAAACUGACCAGUUAAUUGGUUAAAAUUCUGUGGCAUAUUGUAAAGAUUGGGUCCAGUGACGUACAAAACAACUCGGUGGUAGUCUACAUAAUUACGUUAGAAGAACAGUAGUGGAUGCUUCACUUGGAGAAGUAACCAGUUAUUGAAAACUUGUCGUGUGUUCAUGAGCACAUCUUUACAAUUAAGACACAGAACGACGCGACAAGCCACGUCCCAUUGACUUCUAUCUUCUUGCAUUAAUUGGCAGUUAAGGUUUUUGGAUCUAAAACUUCAUCGGAACUCAUAUUAUAUCCUCUUUUCAUAAAAGAGAAAAAAGAGAGACUUAUUUGACGUAUAAAAGUGAGUUUCAAUUAUAAGAGAAUUGUGAUUAUCUAGAGCUUAGCUACAUGGAUGUCAAAGUGUGUAUGAUGUAUAGAUUAUUCGUCCAACUGAACGCCAGCACAGUUAGUCAAUGAUCUACUGUGUGACACUAUUCCUAUCAGUCGCUGGUGGCUUAACAUGAAAACAUGCUAACAGGAAAUAGUGGGACUACUCUUUGAGGACAAGAAGGAUUUUUGGUUAGAAAACUUUGCAUACUGCAAUGCUUUUUUUUCCUCUUCAUUGACUUCUCUUGUUCUUGUCCACUAGCAAACUUUCAUUAACAGUGGGACUGUUUUGUAUUGAAUGAAUCUUAUCUGAUUAUAUAUAAAACCACCAUCAACAACAUUUCCUAUGGUUGUGGAACGAGGAAACCAUUUUACCGUGCUCUUAAAGUUCGUCCUGUCUAAUCCGCUGAUAUUCUACAUAGUUUUAAUCAUGGUAGUAUUGAGUUUUCGCUUUAGGAAAAAUAAAGUCGUACGUCUAACGCGAAAAUAUUAGUGAAUAUUGUUUGCCUAAGGGCUUCAUGUUAUUAUGGAUUCAUCCAAAUUUGGUUUUCUGUAGGCCAGACAAGUUGAACCUUUUUCAUCUUUCCGUCACAGAACUUGUAGAGUGAACAGAAUUACAGCAGAAAUCAACUUCAGGAUUUAGUGAUAGUCUGCAAAUGUGCCUUUUUCUAUAAAUACUUCGAAGAAGCUUAAGCUCGAUUUGAAACAUUCUAGUUCGUGUUACUGAUACACACAGGCGUUGGAAAUUCAAACGGAUACAGAUUUUUGCUAGUGUUUAAUAUUUUUAAGUGAUCUUCAUUUUUUUUUAGUAAAUGGGAUUUCUUAUGUGAUAUUUACAAAGUGCCACAAUAUCUUGUCAACAAGAUUAGAUAGACUGUCCAGAGAAUCAAAGCUAUAAAAAUUAUUUCUUCUCUUUGAGAUCAAAGAGGAAAUUGUGACAAAGGACGUGCUAGCGAAAGAAUCACAUUAUUUACAGUAAAUCUUGUGCUUUGUGUUGAAUGAUUAAACCAGAAAUCUGUGUUCAUACUGUUUAUCAUCGAAAAAACACCUUUCUACGCCAAUUAACAGAACUUUGAAGCAAGUCUUUAGUACCUCAUUGUCAGUCCGUUAAGACUUGUUUUACCAGCCUGACAUAACCAUAUUAUUAGUCUCUGCAACUUGUUAUUAACACGACAACAGGCGGACAAAGCUGUGAAGCUAUAAUUUCAAUAAAAUUAACACACAUUGGUGUAUCUUCCGGUGAGUUAGUGUAAAUAUAUUAUAACAUACAGUCCAUCUGGCAGAUACAACAGAUCUAUUGUAUAAACCUAAAGACAAUGGAAACAAAAGCCAGAAUUCAGAUGUAACUUUGCAUGUUCUCUUGACCGCAUACUUCUUCACCAGCAACAAGACGAACAUAUUUUCGCUAGUUUUAAUUCUGUGUUAUUUUAGAACAGUGUUAUACAGUUUUGCUGCCAUUUGACCAGUUCUUAUCAACCGGAAUACGAUAGGAAUAUAAAAAUGGCAGAGAAUAGGUUUCACACAACCUACAGUGAUUGGAAUAACUCCUGGUCUUCAGUUCCGUUCACUGAUACCGAUAUCACAGGAACAAUAACGGAGCUAACAACCAUCGGACCCAAUGUUUCAACAACUGUGAGUCCCAUGCGAGCAUUUGCGAUUUCAUACGGACACAUACAUGGAUAUUUCAGUAUAGUCGUAUGUAUUUUUGGAAUUAUUUCGAACAUAUUAAAUAUAGUGGUUCUUACUCGUAAACACAUGUCCUCGCCUACUAAUUUUAUACUUACUGCCUUAGCCAUUGCUGACAUGUUAACAAUGAGUACUUAUCCAAUCAUGGCUGUAUAUCUGUAUAUAAUUAGUAGGCCCGACUGUGAAGGAACCAACCAUACGAAAGAAUGGAUGUACUUUAUAUUGUUCCACAAUCUUUUCAUCAUAACUUGUCAUAACAUGGCCAUGUGGCUUACAGUGGCUUUAGCAGUUUUCCGUUAUAUAUUUGUGUGUCAACAUGCCAGAGCCAUGACUAUGUGUAGCAUGCAACGAGCAAGAAUGGCCGUUCUCAUUAUUGUCGUUGCCACAAUUAUGAUUUGUAUACCGAAUUAUUUGAUGUACACAGUUAUUGACUUGGCUUCCUUAAAAAAUAACACUGUCACAUGUUACUGGAUUAUUGGAUCUGAUAUUGCCCUUCAAAACCCAUCGUAUGAACAAUUUGUUCGCUGGCUUUUUGGCGUAGUAAUUAAAAUUUUACCUUGCAUACUGCUGACUGUGCUCAGUACCUUGAUAAUAAUUGCCAUGCACCAUGCCAAAAAACGUCGGUCACGCCUUCUUGGGAUGGUCAAACGCGCCUCAGACCAUGAUCACGCGAGUAGCGAGCAUAAUCGCACAACCAUGAUGUUAGUCACUGUGGUACUAUUUUUUGUGAUUACUGAACUUCCACAAGGUAUUCUUGCACUCAUCAGUGCUGUAAAUAAAGAGUUUUGGGACAAAGUGUACGUUAAUCUUGGUGAUUUAAUGGACAUCCUUGUACUUAUAAACAGUGCUGUUAAUUUUAUUCUGUAUUGUAUAAUGAGUCAACAAUUUCGGAACACGUUCAAAAGUUUAUUCGUAGGAUCGUAUUUCAGGCCUUUUUUCCAUAAGAAUUCAUCGCAAAAUGGGACAAGUUACAGUAUGGUAAAGACAGACACUACGCAGGUUUGAGGUUAUUUUUUUUAAAAUUCAGAUCUUAGAAAAAAAGAUCGUCUUAUAUAUACAUAUAUUCUGUCGAUUAGCAGAAUAAUAAACCAGAGUCAAGGUCUACAAUAUCAAUCUGUUCCAUAAAUUUAAAAAAAAAAUAGGUUAACCCUUACCCCGACCUCUCCAAAAUAAACAACCAAACUAUCGAUUUCAAAUAUAACUUCCCCCACCCUCGCCAUUGUAUAUUCUGUACUAAUAGCCCUAAAAGCUGAUAAAUUAAAGAAUUUCAGAAACUUCAAUGGAACAUGCAAUUCAAAGAGCCUUGUUAAAUUAUUACAUGGAAGUGCUGAUUUCACAUUCAAUAAAAAGAUCCAGCUUUAAUUACCGAUAGUGCAAAUAGUGCUUUACAAUUGGAAUUGGAAUUCCUCAUCAGCAGGUAAUCUCAACGUAAAUGCAAAAGGCAGCUUGUUAGGUUUUUUUUCGCGAUUAACAAACAAUACUAAAAUCAGAUUCGUAAACCAUUUGCAUAUUAUAUAAGAAAGUUUAAAAUGGUCACAAUGACUCAAACGAAAAUGUGAAAUCGGCUCUUAAUUAAUUUGUAUAAAUUUUGUUGAGUUUGUCAUUCAAUAUAUAUAAUUAUUAUUAACCUGUAAAAAAUGUGUUAUAAUUAGAUAAUCUAUUUAUGAAAUGAUUAGUUAAAAUGACAAAUAUUAUAUAAAAAACAUUGUAUAAACGAGCUUUAUUAGUUAUUUUCAUCUCAUGUUCGGGUGAUACGAGGCUAUAAAUAGUAUAAAUUAGUUGUGAGUUAUGAAGCUGUUUUGAUUUUAUAUAUUUUAUUUGUUGUGUAUUAUAAGUUAUGUGUUCAUUAACUGGAAAUGUUUUUGUUGAUAAUUAAAGGUGAUCUGUCAGAAAUAUAAAUAUACAGAUAAAUUUAUUAUCUCUAAUGACAAGGAAAUUCAUACCAUGUGAUAUAUCUUGUGAGCAUUAGUGUAUUAUAAUAAUAUGUCAAAAGACACACUGCUGCUGCUACAUCUGCUUCCUAUUUCUCAGAGUAAACUAAUGACUUAAUGGAACACACGAUAAAUCGAUUUUUCAAAAGUUCCAUUGAAAUUUCCUGUAUCUAAAUUUACAUUCAUCUAUCGAAUCAUGCCCAGUUCUUCAGUCUCAGUGCAGGGCCAAUUGGACAUAUCUGGUGCAAUCCCUCUUGUAUUUGGCUCUUGGUUCUCUAUAUAAAUAUAGUCUACAAUUACUGCACGCAGAACUUCUGAGCUAAUAAUCUCCACAAUUGCUGCAGCAGUUAUAUAAAACACAAGGCUCAAAUUGUUUGUUAAUGUAAUGAUUUCAAGUGGAAGACGACAAAGUAUGUUCAGUAAUUUAAAAGAAUUUGGGACGCACAAUUGUUAGAAAAUUUACAAUAAAGGUCUCUUCUACAUGUAAGCGAUACACGUAUGGUAAUCAUAUUGAUUAAAUAACUUGAAUAAAAUUUGAAGAUGUUAAAAAAACAUCUUCAUCGUUUUGGUAGACACAGAAAGUGAAAAGAAAUAGAGGUUUCCCACUGUCACAGAUGCUAUCAAUUAUAGGUAUGUGCGUUCUGGGCUUUUGAAUCUAGAAAAAAUCAAUUGGUUAAUCUACUGUGGAUUCAGUCGCGGCCAGUAUGUUUUAUAGUCUUUAAUUAAUGAACAUUUGAGCAUUGUUAGUUUGAACCUAUGAAAAAACUUAAUAAGGCCAAUUAAUGUGGUAAUCAGACAGUCGGACACCUGAGUCUCCUUCGUGACCUAGAAAGAAUUACAGAAGUUAUAAGAUGUAUUUAAGAUGUCCAUUCAGUCAUAAGAUGAAAGGAUUUCAAGCUUUUCGUAUUCACAGAAAUCAAUUAGAGCAAUUUUUGAAAACAAUCUUGAUCAAUGGUCGUCUACAGAGUCCACUAAGAUACUUGAUAAUGACAUUGUAAAUGUAAAUUUAGGUCGUACAAAAAUGGAUCGUACAGAAAUGGAAAAUGUCUGAGUUUUCGUCCACGGAAAAGAAUUUGUAAUGAUAUACAUUACAAUGUUAUGUAUAUCCUUGGGUAGAAUUAAUUACAACCCAGCACACGACAUUUUUCCUUUACAGACACCUUUUUGGAUCUUGAAGCACUGAAUUUUUCUAAAUUUCUUUUCUAAAAAUCACAUGGUUUUUUUUGUUGUUUUUUAACACAUCGACAGAAAGUUAUAUUGUGAUGAAAGUACAACCGGAUCUAACUGUGCUCGUUAUAAUGCAGGUUUCAGACAAAGUCGACAUAACUACCAACAGUGUUUUAGUGAAGCUCUUUGAGCACGACGAGCACGACACACUUCCUCCCUCUAAAACUUCUUCUGUCAUGACACAGUCUAUUACCGUUUAAGUUCCAUUCUUAAAAUGUGUACAGACCACAGAAUGAUAAAAUGAUUUGCAAUUUGACCAGUUACAGCCUAUAUUAGGUUUGAAAAUGGUUGAAAUUAUUAUGAAAAGAGGGUAAAAUAUUUACCAAAUUGGUAGUUUCAUUAGGAAAAACUUCACUAUUUCCCUAAUGUUGGGGUCAUAAAAAAUCUAAGACUACUGCAGUGGUAUGAUCAAGAAUAAAUUGUUUCUAAAAACGGACAUGCCAACUGUAAAUCCUUAGAUUUAUAUAUGUACUAUUGAUUGCGUCAAUGUGUCAAUAACAUUUUGGAAUAAGUUCCAGCUAGGUUUGAGUACCGGUAGUUUAAAAAACACAGAAAAAAAGACACUUUCAAUUUAUAACAUUUUGGAAUAAGUUCCAGCUAGGUUUGAAUAGUUUAAAAAACACUGAAAGAACGACACUUUUUUUUAAUUAUAACAUUUUUUCACUCUCACCUUCACAAACACUGUAAAAAAAAAAAAACAGCCUGUAGUUAUGUACCGAUCUAAUUUCCUUCCUGUUUAGGAACAGAUUCAGUUUUUUACAAUUACCAACCUGUCACAUGACUGACAAAGUCAUUUUACACAAAUCUCAAAAUAGACAGAAAUGAUUUAUAUCCCAUGGAGUUUCAUUUCCAGUGGUCAUGUACAUGAUGUAUCCGAUUAUCUUCUGUAUACUAGGAUGAUUGAUCGUAGAUUUCAGAAAACGAUUUUAACUUACAUAUGCAAGAUUCAAAUUAGUAGGAGUAGUGACAGCACCUUUAAUUUAACUUGACCAUACUGUGUCUUACUAUUAUCAUCAUUAUAAGUUAUUAUAAUUAUUAACUGUUUAAUUAUUAAUAUUGUUUUGAACAUAAUAACCGUUGUUGCAAAGUAAUUAAUUGUAAGUAUGAUAUGUAAUCAAUAAAAAUGUA